Loxodonta africana (African savanna elephant) is the source of this 9222-nucleotide messenger RNA. It is a transcript of the gene VSIG8, whose product is annotated as V-set and immunoglobulin domain containing 8. Lineage: Eukaryota; Metazoa; Chordata; Mammalia; Proboscidea; Elephantidae. Gene Ontology annotation, cellular component: intracellular anatomical structure. Bases 4 to 1260 code for a protein of 418 amino acids. The record is from RefSeq and is a predicted model, not a curated record. The transcript is spliced from 6 exons.
CUGAUGACCCGAGUCCUGGUUCUGUGUCCUCACCCCACCUGCCCUGCCCUUCCCCCAGCACUGCUGUCCGCCGUGCGGAUCAAUGGGGAUGGCCAGGAGAUCCUGUACCUAGCUGAAGGUGAUAACGUGAGGCUGGGCUGCCCCUACAUCCUGGACCCUGAGGACUAUGGUCCCAGCGGGCUGGACAUCGAGUGGACGCAGGUUGACUCAGACCCCUCACAUCGGGAGAAUGUGUUCCUUAGUUACCAGGACAAGAGGAUAAACCAUGGCAACCUUCCCCAUCUGCAGCAGAGGGUCCGCUUUGCAGCCUCGGACCCCAGCCAGUACGAUGCCUCCAUCAACCUCAUGAACCUGCAGGUAUCCGACACAGCCACCUAUGAGUGCCGGGUGAAGAAGACCACCAUGGCCUCCCGGAAGGUCAUUGUCACUGUCCAAGCGCGACCUGCGGUGCCCGUGUGCUGGGCUGAGGGCCACAUGACCAAAGGCAAUGAUGUGGUGCUGAAGUGCUUUGCCAAUGGGGGCACCCAGCCCUUCUCCUACAGGUGGGCCAAGAUCAGUGGGCGCAUCCACCCCUACCGUGCCGGAUCCUACCACUCCCAGACCAGCUUCCACUCUGAGCACUCUUACCAGGAGUCUUUUCACAGCUCCUUUGUCUCAAGUCUGGGCAACGGGGACCUGGUGCUGAAGGAUAUCUCCCGUGAGGAUGACGGGCUGUAUCAGUGCACAGUGGCCAAUCAUGUGGGCUACAGUGUGUGCGUGGUGGAGGUGAAGGUCUCAGAGUCCUGGCGUAUAGGCGUGAUCAUCGGCGCAGUACUGGGCUCUCUGCUCAUUCUGGGCUGCCUGUUGGUGGGCAUCUGGGGGCUCGUCUGCUGCUGCUGCGGGGGCACCGGGGCUGGCUGCACCCGAGGUGUCUUUGGCUACCGCAACGGCGGCGGCGGGGUCAGCGGAGGGGCCUGCGACUUGGCUAAUGAGAUCAGAGAGGACGCCGUGGCGCCUGGGUGCAAGGGCAGCGGGCGCGGCAGCCGCGUCACCCACCUCCUGGGGUAUCCGACGCAGAACGUCAGUCGCUCCCUGCGCGGCAAGUACGCGCCCCCGCCCUGCGGCGGCCCCGAGGACGUAGCCCUGGCGCCCUGCACCUCCGUUGCUGCUGCCGCCAGCGAAGCGGGCCCUUCCCCGGUCCACGUCAAGGUCAAGAGCGCCGAGCCGGCCGAAAGCGCCCAGGGGCCGUUGCCUUCUUGCAAAGGCGGCUUGGUGGUGUGAGCGCGCGCGUCGCGCCGGGCUGCGCCCCGGCGGGAAGGAGGGUGCGGGGACUCUCUGCCCGCAGCUGGGGACACGCUCGGCCGGCGCCGAUCUUGCACUCCCCAGGCCGCCUGGUGGCUGGGGGCUGACAGCAUUUCGCUCGGGAAGUGCGGGAAGGCAGAGCCUCCUCCCCGAAAGUGGAAGGGGGCGGGGAAGGGCACAGAAAGACCAUCCACAGCCCUCGCCGCACCCCCGGGGCCCCAAGGCUCCCGGGAAGGGAGGGAGAAGGAAGCCGAGACAGUGUCCGAGAGCGGCUGAGGCCGGAGGCCCGGUGUCCCCAGCCAAGGCAGAGGGCCCCAGGGGCCAGGUGGGGUGGGAGUCUGGGCUGAAUUGUCUGUGUGUGAGAUCUGAGCUCUGAGGCAGCAGUAUUAGCACAAUAAAUAAACCGUAUGACUUGAGACUGAGGUGGCUGUGGUUCUGAGGAGGGUUGGGCAAGGGGAGAGUGUGGAGGGGCCCUGUCCAGGGAUGGGGGAGGUUACUCCCUGUUGCUCCCUACUCAUCUCUGCACCAUCUUCUCCUUUUUCCUUAGAUCCCAAGGCGUCUGGGCUGGGAGGGACCAUCUAAUCCUCUUCCUUCGCUAUACAGAUGGGAAACAGACCCCUCGGGCUGGACUUUAAAUCCAGAAUCUUGCUUUUCUCUUUUAUUACAGAAGGUCAGAAUAGGGGAAACGGGCUGGCAGGGGUGACCUCUGAAUAUUCCCGGACCAGGACCUCUUUUCUUCAUCUACCCAAUCCUGAUUUCUUUAUCUCACCCAGAUGCAUGCCUUCCUUCUGGGAAGGGUUGCAGUCAUAGUCUCUGGGGGUACAAAGACUUUCAAGGGCAUCUAACCCAACCCUUCUUUUGUUGGGAAGGGGAUUGCCAUUUAUGGGGUACCUACUGAAUGCCAGGUGCUUUCAGAUGUUUUAUUUAAUUCUUUAAUCCUGUGAGGUUGUGCAUUAUUGCCGUUAUACAGAUAAAGAAACUGAGGCUCAAAGGGAUAAGGUAUCGUGAUCAAGAUCACAAAGGUAGUAGUAAUUCAGGAUUUGAUCCAGAUGUAUUUGACUCCAAGGACACGAGGCUAUUUCUUUAUUUGGAUUAUUUCUACAGCAUUCCUGGAAAAGAAUCUUCCAAUCUCUUCUUGAGUACCCCCAGUGGCUGCUCACUACCUCCCAAAGCAGUCCAUUCUGCCUCUGACUGUCAGAGACAUAUUUCUUCUAUUGAACUCAGUUUUGUCCCCAAAUAGCUUUUAUCCUUUAGUCCAAGUUCUACUCUCAGGGAGCCCCAAGCAGCACAUCUCCAAGUCAGCUACCUCCAGUGGACCAAGUCCAUACAGGACGGCAGCAACAGGCACACAACUGGAAGUGGGUCUGGUCUGGGGGCUGAGAGCUUUCUGAAGAGCAUAGAACUUCAGGGUCUCUCAGUUCUACUUGCUUCUGCCCAGAUGGGAAACCCUGGUGGUGUAGUGUUUGAAUCUGCCAGGCAUUCCUUGAAAACUCAACGGGGUGGUUCUACUCUGUCCUGUAGGGUCACUAUGAGUCGGAAUUGACUCGAUGGCAGUGGUUUUUGGCUGCCCAGAUGUCUGCCUGUUGAGAGCCCAGGCUCUUUCUUCUCUCCUGGUCUCUUUUCUCUUGGAGGAGAAGCUGGCUGUGCUUGGGAAGAGAAAGGAGAAAUGAUGGUGGGAAAGAGGGAGCCAGGGACAACUGUCUUGUGGAUGAGGAGAUGAGGGCCUCCUUGGGGAUGGAUGAGGGGAUUAGACUGUGAGGGGAACAGAGGAUGCCAGGAACAUCUAUCCCUUCAUUUAUUUGGUCACAUUUAUGAGGACCAAUAAGGUGACCUAGGGUGUCCCUGGAUGGCACAGAUGAUUAAGCUGUGACUGAAAGUUUGGCAGUUUGAACCCACCCAGAGGUGUCUUGGAAGAAAGGGCCUGGUGAUCUGUUUCUGAAAGGUCACAGCCUUGAAAACCCUUCAGAGCACAGUUCUACUCUGACACACAUGGGGUCACCAUGAGUUGAAAUUGACAGAAACUGUGUAUGUGUGUAUGUUUAAUAAUGUGACCUGUUCACAGAGACUUCGAUCUUCAGCAGGUCCCCGGGCCUGGCACACUUCUGCUUCAGGCAGAAGACUGAAUAGGAUGAUUUUGAGAGGGCCCUCUCUGAGGAGCCUCCAGCUCUGCCUCCUGCCAGCUGGUGAGGAGCGAGGCAGCUAACUGGCUGUAGAGGUUGUGUUGAGUGACAUCAUUUUCCCCAUUCCAGAAGCCAUGGAGCCAUGCUCCGACUGAGCCUUCAUUUGAGGGGUGAGAAGAGUGGGGCUCUGGCAAGAAAAGCUCAUUAAAAAGCAGCAAGAGAGAUUUCAGGCAGACUCUUUAGACAAUUUCUUGUUAGGAAGGGAAGCCAGGGACACUCCUAAAUCCAAGGCUGGGAUCAGUCAUGAUCAGGGCACUUAGUGCCCCAGGGCGAUGAAGGAGGGAAGUUUCUGCUCCAACAUUUUGCUUCCAGGAUGCUUUGGUCUUUUUUGUUCCUGUCUCCAAUGUGAAACUUGUCCGAUGCUGAAGAAGUCUUGUGGCGAUAAAUGCUUGACAGUUGGCCCUCAGUGGGAAAAGAGGGGCAAGCCUUGAGGUGCAGCACUUAUCAAUUUCAGUGAUAUAAAUACUCCCGCCAUGACCAGUUGCAAGCUACCAGUGGGACACCACUGACGUGGAGCUGGAAGAACUGUGCAGUAUCACACCAUUGUGUAGAAUUUCCACAAUACAGAUAGCCUAGAAGUAAAUAACUUCCAUCCAGAGCUUAAAGCUUAGAUAAUAGUAAAUGGUAGUAAAAUAACUAGGAAGGGAUGAGUUUUGAUCACCUUUGUUUUUAAUUUGUUUUCUAAUUGUAAAUUUAUAUAAUUUAAUUUUUAAUAAUGGAUGUGUGUAACAACCGGCUUGCAGAAUUUAGGAGACUGUGUCACAGGCAAGCAGAAGGCUGUGCAUACAGCCCUGCCCCAAAAGAGGAAAUCACAAGACCAGUCCGAGUUUUCUCCGUGUUUCCAUAGAAACACGAAGAUCACACUCAGUUAUCUCCAUUUCACUUCCUUUUGCGUUUUUCCCGGCCUUCCUGAAGCUGACUUCCAGUUCCUCUGGUCAAUGAAAAAGCAAAUACGAUCGUUUCUGUCUCCUGUAGUCAUGAAACCUAACUGGACACCCACGGAACUUCUGUGAAGCUGCCUGGCUGCCCUGGGCAAUCUGUCCAGGAGACACUGAGUCCUCACUGACUCAGCUCCUUCUCCGACCUUCUUCCCCAGGCUUUAGGAAGUCAUCUUGUAGUCAUUGCCUCUUAAGCUUCAAAUUCUUAAGACCAGGAGUGGCUUGGAAUCACAAUGAAUUUUCUCCACAGACUCUGAUUAGAAUAAGCCAUAGCGUGUGUGCUGCCCGAUUACAUUUCAGUUGUUGCAGGCCCAGUCAGACUGUGAUGACUCUGGGAGGGGUUAAUUUUGUUUGGCUCACUGGUAACAGGGAGUUUUGGGAAUUGCCCAAUCACUGUCCUUCCGGAGUAUGGAACUGCUGGACUCCUGUGGGUUUAGGCUGUGGCCUGCCUCAGGAUAGGGGACCAGACUAGAACUUUAACCCUGUUCCCUGAAGCUUCCCAGGAAAUGGAGCCUUCUCAAAGCUGUUCCCUGGUGGGAGUCCGGGGAACCCCUGCUGUGGAGUUUACACUCUUCAUCCAUGCAGCCCCUCCCAAAAAAUCUCUAAAAAGCAAACCAGUUCAACUCGUGGUGACCCCAUUAGUUGCAGUGUAGAACUGCACUUCGUAGUUUUUUUUUAGUGUUUUAAUAUUCUUUAUUUAUUUGGUAAACUUUCAUUUAUUCUUCACCGUAUUUUAGAUGUUUUGACCUAACUUCCUUUCUGUUUCUUUUGGUAGAUUUAUAACAGUUGGUUGGUAGGGAAAUUUUUGUUCAGAUUUGUGCGUACAUUUUUCAAAACAAACUGAGGAACCUUUAGUUUUACAUUUAGCAGUUUAUUUUGUGGUAGGAGGCCCAUAGGGUUCUCAAGGCUGUGACCUUUUGGAAGCAGAUCGCCAGCCCUGUCUUCCAAGGUGCCUCUGGGUGAGUUCGAACUGCCAAUCUUUCAGUUAGUAGCUGAGCACUUAGCAGUUUACACCACCCAGGGACCCCUUUCAUCCAUCCAGCACAUCCUGAGUAAUCACUUUAUUUGCUCCUGAUAUAUGGAAGCAAAACCAAUCCCAUUCAGUUCUUUGGGGUUAGAUUAUGAAGAGUGUGCUGAGGGAAAAACUAUGAGACGUGGGCCCAUGCAGCAAGCUGGGGAUAGUGGCUGCUUCGGGAAAUCUGGGGGAGCUUGGAAUUGGGCACUGAGCCUGCAGGUGGGGAAGGCGCAAGGCAGCCUUCAGCCACCUCUCUGCGCCCAUGGCCCCCAGCAGCCCUCCUGGGUCCAGCAGGCAGGAUGGGACACUCAGCGCUUGUAGGAGCCUGAAGCCCUUGACAAAGGCAGAGAAUGGGGCAGAAGUGGAUGGGGUGAAACUGCUGAGCUCACUUGUAUAGAGGCUGAGUUUGAGGUGAUGGGAAACCCUUGUAUAGGGUAGCCUGAGGGAGGAACAGAGGGAAGAAGGGAGGAAGAAAACUUGUAAGAAAUAUUUGUGGGCAUGUUCACAGAUGCAAAGGAAAAAAACCUCAGUUUUGGAGUCAGACGAACUUGAAUGCAGAGUUAUUUAACAAGCUCCUAAAGCCUCAGUUUCUUCAUCUGUAAAAUGGGAAUAGUAACAGGGCUCUUCUUGUGAAGUGCCUAUCACAGAGCCUGGUACAUAGUAGGAGGUCAGCAAAUGGUGGAUCCCCAGUGCCCCACUAGUAUAUAAUUUCACCUUUCACAAGAGGGCAGGCCUGAGACCCUGAUCCAACUACAGAGGUAGGAAUCACGGUGUCUGCAGUGGGUGGUCCGCAGAGAGGGGGACAGAGUAAGGAGUAUGAAGCCCUGGGGUUGAACCUGGGGAAAGAGGGAAGGAGUCCAGAAACCAGCAGGUAGAGAAGUGAGAGGAGAGCCAGGACUUGCCUCUUGAGUCCCGGAAUUCAUGUGCAGAUGUUAGUAUUGAAAACAAUCCUCAUUAGUAAUAGUGAUACUGAUACUAACAGGAAGCACCUGAAACACAAGCUCAGCAGGGUGCCAGAGUCAUGUCAAAGAAGAAGCUGCCAGAAUCCUUGGGCCACCUCCCUAGACCAGGGCGCGCCCUCCUGGGCCCUUCAUCUACCUGCUCUCAGCUGCUGCCACUCAGGCCUCGUCGUCUGUUCUCUGGGCCCAGUGUCCACUGUGGCACCCUCUGUAGCACUGGCUUUGACAGCCCUUCCAGGUGGACAGUCCCUCCUGAAGGGCUUCCACACUGCCCCCAGCUCUCCCAAAGUUGAGGAGAGACCCUCCUAGCAGGGAACAUACAGAUUUUCUUAAACAUUUUUGGGAGAGUCCACUCAGUCUUGGAGUUGAGCUCUUUGGGCCCUUACUUCUUGCCCGUCUCUGGCCUGGAGUGUAGACUGCCCCUUCUUGUCAGUCCCCACAGACACCCCUGGUCUCCCCUGCCUCCUUCCUCUUCCUGCCUGGAUGCCAUGACAGCCUUGUGGCCUCUCCCUGCCGUGACUCACUUGACUUCACUCCUAUGGCUCUCCAAAUGCUGGAAUUCCAGCUUUAUUCCCUGCCCCAGCCCAGCCCAGCCCAGCCCAGCCCAGCCCAGCCCACACCUCCCUAUAGCCAAGGCUGCUUUCCUUGUCUGUAAAACUCUUUUUCCUCUCUCUCCUUGUUUCUUUUCUUAGUCUGCCUCUUUCUGUAGGAAGGCAGACUGGCCGCACCCUCUUCAUUUUCCCAGUCUCUGCUCCUAAGACCAAAACCAAACCCAUUGCCAAGGAGUGGAUUGUGAUUCAUGGAGACCCAUGUGUUACAGAGUAGAACUGCUCCAAUGGGUUUUCUUGGCUGUAAUCUUUAGGGCAGUAGAUUGCCAGGCCUUUCUUCCGAGGAGCCACCCGGUGGGCUCAAACCAUCAACCUUUAGGUUAGCGGUCACUUGAAAACCCUUUGCACCACCUAGGGACCUAUCCUGCUCCUAAACUAUUGCCAUCAAAUUCAUUCUGACUCACAGUGACCCUGUAGGACAGAGUUGAACUGCCCCCUAGGGUUUCCAGGGCUGUAAUCUACACAGCGGCUGGUGGGUUCAAACCGCCGACCUUUAGGUUAGCAGCCAAGCACUUAACCACUGUGCCACCAGGGCUCCUAUCCUGCUUCUAGACAAGGGAAAAUGGUGCCUACUUUACUACCUUUCUGUUUUCUGAGGGUGUCCUGUUACCCUCCCUCCCCCAUCAGACUAGGUAAUCUUCUCCUGAGGGCAGGCCUGUGUCUCCUCCUGAGAUCUCAGCAUCUGUUCCUGUCCAGCACUCAGACUUUCUCCCUAAACUAACCUUCUCUAAGCUUAGUGUGUUGGAUAAAGCGUGUAGUAGAGACUGUUCCCCACGACUUGGGUUAUGACAAUAACCCAUGUCUGUGAUUACUUCCAACUCCCUGGGUGGUGCAAAUGGUUAACAAUAUUGGCUGCUAACAGAGAGGAUCCGGGUUUGAGUUCACCCAGAGGCGACACAGAAGAAAGACUUAGCCAUCACCAUCUAUUUCCAAAAAAUCAGCCACUGAAAACCCUGUGGAGCACAGUUCCACUCUGACACAUGUGGGGCUGCCAUGAGUUGAAGUUCAUUCAAGCAACUGGUUUUACUUCAGGGAAAUGUGAUGGGAAAAGCCACACAUUUCCUGCAAAUUCUCCUCAAAGGCGGCGUUCCAGGAGAGGGCCCAUCAACUGAUGAGCAGAGGAAGGGAGGGCUUAGAGAACGGUAUAACUGGAGCUCUGGGCCUCCCAGGACCAGAGCAACGGGCUGAAUUAGGCACGGCUCUAUUGUUCUAUGGGAUAGUCAAGGGGCUUCUGUGUCUUUGACUAACAGGCUCUUUAGAAACAGUUCUGCCCCAUAUAGAAUGCAGGCUUCUCAUACAUAGUUUAUCAAAGACUUGAGGCAAAUACAUGUUUGCAAUUGGUGCAUUAAAAAAAUUCAGCAACAGGUCCUUGGUCAGGAACCUAACCUGCUAUUAUAGCAUUGUUCCUGUGGGGAAAUCUGAUUCCUUCCUUUCAGUAAACACCAGUCUUUCCAGGAAUGCAGUCUGAGAAAGCGAGGAACCUCCCGUCUACCUCCCCCACCUCUCUGUCUAUUUAUUUAAAAUCUGUAUGCCAAAAAAACCCAAAUGUAUGCACCCAGGCCGAUGUUUAACAGACAUCUCAAACUUAGCAUGCCCCAAACACUGCCCUUGACCUUCCUUAAUCCACUCCACCUACGCCCACUGUCCAGCCCGUCUCAGUUGAUGGCAACUCUGUCCUUCCUUGACUCCUGUCUUUCUCACUAAGCCUUUCUUCCCACGCCCAGUCUGUAAGGAAAUCCUGUUGGCUCUACCUUGGUAGCAGAUCCAGGGUCUAACCCUGCUGCCCUUCUCCCCAUUACCUCCUGGCUCCCAGCCACCAUCUUUUCUUGCCUGGGUUACAGCAAUAGCCUCCCAGCCAGACUCCCUGCUUCCUCCCUCACCCACCUACGGUUUAUUCUUAAUGGAGUGGCCAGAGCAUUCUUAAAUCGUCCUUUUGCUCAAAUUCCUGAAAUGGCUUCCUGCUUUACUCAGAGCCAAAGCCGAGGUCCUUACACUGGCCCCACAGGCCUUAUCUGUCACCUCUGACCUGAUCUAGUCCCCUUUUCCCCCGGCUCUCUCCACUCAGCCACACUGGCUCCAACUGUUUCUUGAAUGCCUUAGGGUCUUUGCCCUGGCUGCUCUCCUUGCCCACAGUGGUUUUCCUCUAGAUUUCCCAAUGGCUAAAUCCCUCACCGCCUUCAAGUCUUUGCUCACCCAUCUCCCCUCAGUGAGGUCUACCAUGAUUUAAGAUGGCAACCUCCU